Messenger RNA from Peronospora matthiolae, 3510 nucleotides. The record is from the annotation of a GenBank genome assembly. Lineage: Eukaryota; Oomycota; Peronosporomycetes; Peronosporales; Peronosporaceae.
AUGAGCUGUCCACCGCGUGCUACAAAGACGCAGAGGACGCGCCACUACGACUCGGACAAUAGCCAAGCCGCCAUGGCGUCCACAACAAGUGAGACGGAAGACGAAAUGGACACUUUGAAGUCGGACACGGUCGAGUACAUAAACAAGGACCUCCUACACCGGGACACCAAUAUUUCGAUUGACGCUAAUAUUUCGAUUGACGCUAAUAAAACCCACACUAUUCACCAUGACCAACCACGCAAGAACAAUAAUGGGUCCGUUGGCAGUAAACGACGUCGGGAGCCUGUCGAAACCGCCGCAGCGCUGUGCCAAUUGGACGCCCAUAUUGAGUCCGAAAUGGGUAUUGUCGAAGAAAUUUACUGCGAGAAUUUCAUGUGUCACCGCAAACUCCGCGUGGCUUUAUGUCCCCAUACGAAUUUCAUCACGGGCGAAAAUGGUAGUGGUAAAAGUGCAAUUAUUGCCGCCCUUCAAAUCUGUCUCGGGGCCAGUGCUCGGAGUACGCAUCGAGGCAAGAGCAUUAAGAACUUGAUCCGUCAUGGACAUGAGGGCAAUGCUCUGGUGCGGAUCACUUUGCGCAACGAUGCGGUGGGCAGCGACGCGUUCCGUCCUGAGCUCUUUGGGCGCAAAAUUCUGGUUGAACGACUCAUUCGUCGAGACGGGUCGGCUGAGUACCGACUACGAGACGAGAAGGGAGUGUUGGUGUCGAAACUGAAGACGGAUUUGGAAGCCAUGCUGGACCAUUUGAACAUUCAGACGGAGAAUCCAUGCGCGAUUUUGGACCAGGAGAAUGCCAAGCUUUUUUUGAAGGGCAAUUCGCAAGACAAGUACAAGUUUUUCCUCCAGUCAACGGAUUUGUACAAAAUGAGAACGACGUACUCGAAGAUUGACGAAGAGACGAGGAAUAUUGCCGAGUCGACGUUGAAGCGAGAACGAGCUAAGAUUGCGACGUUGAAGAACGCGAUGGCCGAAGCAACGAAGCAGUGGAAAGAGGCGCAGAGUAUUGGAAUGCUUGAGGACGAGUUCGAGGUGCUUAAGAAGGAACUGGCGUGGUCUUUUGUAUGUGAGAAAGAAGCACUGGCUGCGAAGGUCGAGAAGAAGAUGAAGAGAAAAAAGCGCGAUGCAGAACGGGCUGCUGACGAAUAUGAAGAGGCGAGGAAAGCGGUAGAUAAGCUGGAGCAGAAACAGAAGGAGAAAAAUGACAAGCUUGAAGAAGUGAAUGCACGCAUGAGCGACAACAGUCAACGAAAAGGGGAAGUGAAAAACAAGAUCCGUGAAGCCCGUCGCCCGUUGCACAACUGCAAGGCAGAAAUCAAACAGCUGACGCAGUCCAAACAACGAGCCAACCAGCGGCUAGCCCGUUUGCAACACGACUUGCAGAAAAAGCGCGAGAACCACGAGGUGAUGCUUCGUAACCGCAUGCAGCGCAAUGAUGAAAUGCGUGAGCGUAUUGAGAUGACGCAGCGCGAAGUACAGGAGUCCGAGCAUGAGAUCAAUAAAGCCAAGGAGUGUGCUCAGGCCCGUCCACUCGAGCUGGAUGAAGUGGAAAAUCGGUACGAUACUUGUGCUCGUCAAAUGCGUGAGGCCGAGAUGGAGGUGAACAAGAUCCAGCAACGCAUUAAUUUGCUGAAAGAUCAAAAGCGUGAUAGUCUUGCGGUGUACGGCAACCGAAUCCCGCAAUUGCAACAGCUUAUACGCAAGAAUCGCCACCGGUUUGCUGCACCCCCUAUCGGUCCGCUGGGUCUUAGUGUGAAGCUCCCCGAACGGUUUAUGCAUUUUGCCGUUUCAAUUGAAAUCGCACUGAAGGGUCAGCUGGGAAGUUACUUGGUGAUUAACGGUAAAGACAAAGCUGUGUUGGAAGAUCUAAAGCGGCAGGCUCGUUGUCCACCUAACAAAGCCAACAUCAUUAUUUCGCAGCGUGCAGGUCGUCGUUACGACAAUCUGCGUCUAGCAGAAGGGAGCCUUGCGAAUCACGCAAUUUGCAACAUUCUUGAGGUGAACAACGAUGACGUUUUUAACGCUCUCAUUGACGUAUGUAGCUUGGAGAGCAAGUUGCUAUUCGACAGCCGUCAGAUAGCUGAGGAAAGCGUGUUAAGCGGCUCAAGUGGUAACUUCAGAAUGGCGCGGUUCGUGUCGGAGGUGUUCCUUCCAAACGGCGACAAGUUCAUUGUCCGUUCUGGCAAUUUGGCAUUCAUUGCCAACAAGCUACACCUUCGUAGCUCUAUCAUUUGUCAAGAUGUGGAGGGUGAGAUCAAGGACUUAGAACAGAAGCUUCAUCGUCUUCAAGGGAAUGUAGAAGCUUUACGUCGCGAUGAGUCUCGGCUGCGGCGUGAUCGUGAAGAGCUUCGCCACCAGAUGAAGCAGCAGAAUGACCGCAUUGACUACUUGUCACGUCGGUUUAACCAGAAGCGUGCAGGGUUGCGCAGUCUUGAGGAAGAAUUGUCAGACGACUUGCAGCAGCAUACGCUCGAUACCUCUGUGCUGGAAGAUGAAGUGAGAGGCGUCGAGGAGGAGUUAGAAGGUUUCCGUUGUCGUGAGCAAGAGCUGAACGAGAUUCUAUCAAAGUCGAACCCAGAUUUGGAAGGUCAGUUGCAUGACCUUGAGGAAUGGGACGCGGUGGAGAAAGAAAUUGUUGUUGAAAUGAACGAGUACCAGGAAGAAGCUGAUGCAAUUUACAAACGUCUGAGCGAAAUGAAGGUACAGGAGAUGACGUAUCAGCGGGAGGCAUCGACGCUGCGUGACAUGGUUGUGCAGUGGGAAGACGAGCUAGCAACACUGCAAGAAGAAUGUGAGGAACAGAAGCACAAGGCGCAACAGCACUGUGAACGAGUGUCUGUCACACACUCGCAUGAGUAUUAUGGCAAGCGGUUGACCGAUAUCAAGCGUCAGAUUGAUCAUGAACGCAGUCGGUUUCGAGGCAUGGACUUGUCAGAGCUAAAGGAUGACAUGGAGGCCAAGACGAUUAAGUACCGAAGCAAGAAGACCAACUUUGACAAGUUUCGAGAUAACCUCGAGCGUAUUCGGUCGAUGCUGGAGGAACGUAAACGAGUGUGGCAGAUCCUGCGGAAGGAGAUCGCUCAUCGGACGUCCAUGGAGUUUAACAAGUUCAUGUGCCUGAAUAACUUUGCAGGCAAACUGAAGUUCAGGCACGACGAUCAGCGGCUCGAAAUUGCUGUUUUGCAUAAUGAAAAAGGAGCGUCGCGAGCAUCGCAAGUGACGGACAUGAAGGAGCUCUCUGGUGGCGAGCGAUCUUAUACUCAAGUGUCGCUGCUGCUGGCGCUUGGGGAGAGCAUUGAAUGUCCAUUUCGAGUGAUGGACGAGUUCGACGUAUUUAUGGACUCGGUGAACCGUGACAUGACGAUUCAAUUGCUCGUGAAAGCUGCCAAGAAGGACGGCAAGAAGCAGUUUAUCUUCGUAACUCCUAACGACCUCAGUACGCUACGCCGCGAUCCGAUGGUGAAGAUCCAGAAAAUGAAUCCUCCACGGGACCGAUUGAAUGCUGAGCAAGAUUGA